Ochlerotatus camptorhynchus is the source of this 692-nucleotide messenger RNA. Its product is annotated as zinc finger CCHC-type and RNA-binding motif-containing protein 1-like. Lineage: Eukaryota; Metazoa; Arthropoda; Insecta; Diptera; Culicidae. The record is from RefSeq and is a predicted model, not a curated record. Gene Ontology annotation, cellular component: U12-type spliceosomal complex. Bases 50 to 685 code for a protein of 211 amino acids. Gene Ontology annotation, biological process: mRNA splicing, via spliceosome. Gene Ontology annotation, molecular function: RNA binding; zinc ion binding. The transcript has 3 exons.
UCACGUGUUCCAAUAGUGAUUAAUCUACAAUUAAAAUCUACUGGAAAUCAUGAACCAAUCAGCUGCCUCCAGUACCAGGCAUACGGUCUACGCAUCGAAUCUUCCAUUUGAUUUGACAAACAUCGAUGUUCGGAAGAUUGUUGAAAAAUACGGUCAAGUUGUUAGAGUAACGAUCCUACGAGACAAACAAACCAGGAAAAGCAAAGGUGUUGCUUUUGUUCUGUUCUCCAAUGUCAAAGAAGCGGACCUCUGCUGCACGUCGCUCAACAACGUUGAGAUGUUCGGCCGAACGCUGAAGGCCAGCAUCGCCAAAGACAACGGCAAGGGAGACGAGUUCGGCCAACGGCGCGAGUAUCCGGAUAAAAGUCGGUGCUACGAGUGUGGCGAGCAGGGACAUUUGAGCUACAAAUGUCCCCGCAAUGUACUGGGCGAUAAGUCACCACCGCGGGCCAAGGUCAGACGGAGGGGUGGAGUAGGAGGGGGUGGAGGCAGUAAGCGAUCGAUGGAACAAGCUACGGACUUUGAUGGUGGCGGUGGUGGUGCAUGGGAAAGUGAUGACGAUGAUCGCCUGAGGAGGAUAGCCGAGAGACAGGGAGAAGGAACGUCGUCAUCGUCGGGGGUGAAAAGGGUCCGGUACAAGAAGAGUGCAUACUUUAGCGACGAUGAAGAGUUGGAUGAAGAUUGAACUUGUC